Molecule: messenger RNA, 5651 nt
Organism: Hermetia illucens (black soldier fly)
Lineage: Eukaryota; Metazoa; Arthropoda; Insecta; Diptera; Stratiomyidae
Product: semaphorin-2A-like
Exons: 15
Coding region: 1057-3258 (733 amino acids)
Biological process (GO): negative regulation of axon extension involved in axon guidance; negative chemotaxis; axon guidance
Molecular function (GO): chemorepellent activity; semaphorin receptor binding
Source: RefSeq, a predicted model, not a curated record
CGGCUUUUGUCGUGCGAUUUUGGAAGCUCCCGCUUUGUAUAUUUCGUACGUACUUUGCACAUUGAAGUUUCGAGGCGCGAGUUACAUAUACCCUUUGAUAAUCUGCUUAGCUAAAAACCCGUGCAAUGGGAAUGGUUCUAUGCAAUUCAAGCUCUCCUUGGUGAAGUGUCCAUUGCUGAGUAAUUGUGCGCAAGUGGUCAAGAAGUGAAUAUAACCAGAUUUUUAUAUUCUUCGAUAGUAUACUGUACAGCGAGGAUAAAUGGGGUGAAAGUGGGUAAUUAUUGACAAAAAGGAGAAGGGUGAGAAGUUUUGUGUGAAUUUCACCGGAGCCGAAACGAGAAGUUCUCUGUAGGUACAAGACACUAUCAGGGGAGUGAGUGGGUGGGGUGUGGAACGCCUAGUGGGUUGCAGCCCACAGUGGACUGAAUUCGUGGACAAGGACUCGCGACUCGUUGAACAGAUGACUGGGAAAGUGUUUAAUAACAAGUGAUUCAAAUGUGAUUCAGUCAGUUGCAAAGCGAACUCGAUGCGAGACGGAAAGUGUGUUACUAAAAUGACGACGGUAUCGAACGAGAACAGGUGGUAACUUACGAGAAUAAUUGAAAUCCUGCCGAUUGUCGUUCCUAUUAAAUCCCGUGAAAUAUCUUAGUUUUGCCGACUUAUUCAACCUGUGAAGAAUGACUCCUUUUAUUAAGUGCUACCAAACUGAAUCCUGCUUGAUAAUAGGUGAAUAUGUGAAAGGUGUCCCGAGCUCAGCACUAGUUAUAUCAGGAAACACAUAAAUCCCUGUGAACAUCAAUAUAGUGAAUUAUAUGAGAUAAUUUCCUGAUUGAGGAAAAAUGUUUCUCUACGGUUUUCGAGGAAAAAUGAGCCCCGGCUGGGAUGGUUGAUAUAAUAACGUUUGUCCGUUUGAGUUUCAAGCCGGAAGUAUUUGUGAAUGCCCACCUUCAGUGCAGAUAAAUUGGAAGAAAUUCUGAAUAAAAUAAGAAAAGGAAGAAAGGAUUGAAUUCAUUCCUCGUGUUUUCAAUACUAAUGUAAUAAAUAUCUUAUGCGAAAAUGUGCAAAAACGUGGUUAAUUAUUUGUGUGCAUUUUUGGCGGUAACAUUCAUGGAUAAGGCAUCGUGUGACUACGAGAACACUUGGAAUUUAUACUACGAGCAACCAUGCUGCGGUGGAACUGCAACUGGACAACAUCACAUCAGACAUCAUCGAGAUCACGUUCGGGAUUUUAGUUGCGGGAAGCUUUUCUACAAAACGUUUCUAUUCGAUGAAGAUAAUAAUGCCAUCUUUGUGGGAGCAAUGGAUCGAGUGUAUCGACUUAAUCUUCAAAAUAUUAGCCAAUCUGUCUGUGAGAAAGACGUUAUAAAAUUGGAUCCUACCGAUGAGGAUAUCAAUAAAUGUGUAUCCAAAGGAAAAGUGCCCUUCGAGUGCCGAAAUCACAUAAGAGUUAUUCAGCCGAUGGACGGUGGUCGGCGCUUGUAUAUAUGCGGAACAAAUGCACACAAUCCAAAGGACCAUGUUAUAUAUUCAAACUUAACACAUUUACCGAGGACGGAGUUCGUGCCCGGAAUUGGUACAGCCAUCGCCAAAUGCCCGUACGAUCCUUUGGACAACUCGACGGCCGUGUAUGUGGAAAAAGGAAAUCCCGAUGGUCUACCUGCCUUAUAUUCGGGGACGAAUGCAGAAUUUACGAAAGCCGAUUCUGGAAUUUUCAGGACUGAUUUGUAUAACUACACGACCGGACGGAAAGUUCAUAAUUUUAAAAGGACUCUUAAAUACGACUCCAAAUGGCUGGACAAGCCGAACUUUGUUGGAUCCUUCGACAUCGGGGACUACGUGUACUUUUUCUUUCGGGAACGUGCCGUCGAGUAUAUAAAUUGCGGAAAAGCAAUCUAUUCGCGAAUUGCACGAGUGUGCAAAAAUGAUAAAGGUGGAAAGUACAUGAUCAGUCAAAAUUGGGCGACGUAUCUGAAGGCUCGCAUAAAUUGCAGUAUCUCUGGCGAAUUUCCAUUCUACUUCAAUGAGAUACAAUCCGUUUACAAGAUGGCAAGCGAUGACAGCAAAUUUUAUGCAACAUUCACAACAAAUACCAACGGAAUCGUCGGAUCGGCAAUUUGUAGCUACGAUAUACGAGAUAUUAAUGCAGUAUUUGCAGGAAAAUUCAAAGAGCAAGCCACAUCGACCUCCGCUUGGCUUCCAGUACUAAAUUCCAAAGUUCCUGAACCGCGUCCGGGCGAGUGUAGUAACGACACAACUAGUUUGCCAGAUACCGUCCUCAAUUUCAUCCGGAAACAUCCACUUAUGGACAAGGCGGUGGACCAUGAAUUUGCAAAUCCCGUUUUCUACAAAAGGGACGUCGUCCUAACAAAAUUAGCUGUGGAUAAAAUUAGAAUAGACAGAUUAAAUCAAGAGUACUUAGUAUACUUCGUUGGCACAACGACCGGUACCAUCUACAAAAUUGUCCAGUUCACGAAAUUCGGCCAGAGAAUGUCGAAUCUGCUGGACAUUUUGGAAAUCGCUAAAAAUGAGCCGAUUAGGGAGAUGGAAAUCAGCCAGAAGACAUCGUCCUUGUACAUCGCCACCGAUCACAGUGUCAAACAAAUCGAUUUGGCAAUGUGUAAUCGACGUUACGACAGUUGCUUCCGAUGCAUCCGGGAUCCAUAUUGUGGCUGGGAUAGUGACACGGGCGCUUGUAAGCCUUACCAGCUGGGGUUACUUCAGGACGUUGCAAACGAGACAUCAGGAAUUUGUGACACGAGUGUCCUGAAAAAACGCAUCACAGCAUCGUACGGUCAAACGUUGCAUCUAUCAUGUUUCGUUCGUGUCCCGGAAGUGUUGCGACAGCAUUCAGUUCGAUGGUUCCAUCAUUCCACGGAGAAAGGAAGAUACGAAAUCAUCUACACACCGUCAAAGUACAUUGAGACAUCGGAAGGGGGCCUUGUGAUAAUAUCGAUAAAUGAAGGGGACGGAGGACGCUACGACAGCUAUCUGGAUGGAACGCUUUUAUGCAGCUAUAGCGUUAUGGUUGACGCGCACAGGUGUACGCCGCCCAGCAAGAAAACCGAUUACCAGAAAAUCUACUCGCAUUGGUGUAAUGAAUUCGAGAAGUACAAGUCAGCGAUGAAACAAUGGCAGGAACGCCAGGAGGAGUGCGCGACAUCAGACAAAGAUGCCAAGCACGUUAAUGACGUUCUUAGCGAAGAUACAAGCUCACUUACAACAAGGUAUGAUGACAAGUUAAGAUUUUACGGGCAAUAGUAGCUAACAAGAUCGGUUCGUGAGAAUUCAUCCGUACAGGCUAUGUUUCAUCAACCAAAAGACUGAAAUUUUAGCUUUGAAAGACAAUAUUGAUUUCAUAUUUCUUUAUUUAAUUUUAUUCUGUGUUUCGUAUUAAACUAUGAAUACUACUAAAGGUAAUCUAACAGAAGACGAGUGGACAGGAAAAAUUUGAAUAAAAACAUAAAGUGAAAACGAUCGAUUUUAACAGUAAAGUGUAAUUAGUUUUUCGCUAAGAAGCAGAGUUUUAUUCAAAAUUUUGUACAUGCUUGAUAGUGGCUUUAUAUGAUCUAUAAUUUAGCGAUUUCAAAUAAUAUGAAAAAGAUACAAUUAUCGAUUUUUUAUUGUAAAGAUGUAAAGAUAUUGCUCUCUUGCAAAGUUUUUGUUGGCAAUUUGAAAGUAGCUAUUUCUCUCCUCCUAUACUUGGUUAUAUUCUGUUUUGAAAUUUUUACGAUAAAAAAUCGAUAAACGUAAACUAAUUUUCGAAAAUUGAGGUGCAAAAAAUCGACUUCUGCCGAAUGAAAGAUAUUAUACAAACUCGUCGCCUAAAUCCUGAUUUAAACCUGACCUGCUUCAAUGACAAACUGAAAUAUGAAAAUAGAUAAAUGGUACUUCCCAUUCCACAGAAAAAAAAAGCGUAAAAUCUAUUUUGUGAAAAAAAAAUUGCCAUUUUAAUGAGUAUCUUAAAUAGAAAAACACUUUCAGUUUCCUUUAUAGUCGAUUUCAGCACCCUCUCGAUGGAGCAUAAGAAAGUGACUAGAAAAUUAUAAACACGUUCACUUCUAGAUACUUUAGCUGUACGCAUAUUGAUGCAUUGUUAAUAACUCAACCUGUAAAUACAAGUGAUUUCCUAACGUAGAUUAAAUUUUAAGAUAGUAGAUUAGAAGUAGCCUCUGAAACUUUUCAACUUCGGUGUAAAAUACAAAUGACAUAAAAAGACAAAUAGACGACACUAUUAUAUGUUUUAACAGAGAAAACUACGUCCUGAUUACAAAGUAGGUUAAAACGGGUCUGAUGAAACCGUAACAUGGGAACAGAAUAAGGUAGAACAAGGGUAAGGUUUCAGGCGAGCCUUACACGGAGGAAUGGCGGUUGCAUGAAAGUGGCGCGAGGUAAUAUAAACUUGUAAAAAUCUAUUAAACUUACCACUUUGAAACUAAGUCUAUAUGGGGUAGAACACAUUUUUCCAGAACUAAUUUAUCAGAUAUAUAUUUAUGGUAAUAGAACAAUAGAUUCUAGCUACGAAUAACUUACACAUAAUAGCAUUGAAACAGAAAUUUUGUAUAAAAGUUAUAAAUUGCCAAAAAAGGGUAAAAGAGAUUUAUUAUUAACGACCGAAAUGAGACGAGCGCCCAUCCGUGCGCGAGGUUCAUUCGAACGCUUAACUAUAGCAAUAAAACUAAACUUAAACCUUAAAUUUAGUAUUAUAAAAAGUAAUUCGCAAUAUUACUUUCGACAUUAUGGAGAUUAUAGGGCACUGUAAAUUCGUAGCAUAAAACGUUGUAAAUCUAAGCUUAGUGCGAGUAAAAAUUAAAAAAAAGCAAAUAAAACUAUUUUACUCUAUUGUAUCUAUUUUGGUCUAUCAGUUUAGGUUUUCAUGAGUAAUGAAGAUUUGUUUUACCAGUCACAAAACGUCCGAUUGUUGUAAGGAUGGAUGGAUGAAUGAAUGGCCCUGAUUCGCUUAGAGAACACAAUCCGCACCAAAUUUUAAUUGAAAGUGUCUGAUUCGUGAGGAAGGACAAGCAAUAACGGAUGCGUCCUUGCAGGAAAUGUUACUUUGAAAAGCUCAAUAAUCUUCGGCACAAUAUAAUUUAAUCGAACGCGUUACUAAAUUUAUCACACAUGUAAUGUCAUCUCCAAAAUUAUCAUACGAUUGUAUUUUCUACCAAAACAAUAUGAGCUUCGAACUAUUUUAUAUACGCAAUAUUCUGUAUUCUGAAUACCAAACCAUUUUCCUUUCCUUCCCUAGACGUUAUUCGAGUCAAAAGAGUAAUGAACCAUAUUUUCGUUCAAAUUUUCGGAUGAGUCCCACAUUCCUACAAGUAAAUAAAUUCAACAAUGCUCACAUCACACUACAUAUAUACCUAAAAGAAAAUCCUUGCAUAUUUUUUCUGUGCGGUAACUAAAAUGAACUAAAAGCAAGAAAAUAACAAAAAAAAAUGAAGCUUAAUAUUAAGGAACGGAUAGCUAUAGAUAGACAGUGGAAUGUAUUAUAAUUUAUGUGACAUGUUUUGUAUGACAAUCACAUAAUGAGAAAAAAAAAACUUUUUUAAAAACAAAAAUUAAUUAUAAAAAGAAAACAUGGAAAAAACCUAUAAAACUUGACAAAAAAUAAAAAGAAGUCAAUAAAUGUGAUAAGAUUCCUUUGAAAAAAA